UGGAGACAAGACAAAGAUUGUGGAUGGCAUCUCAUCCUUGUCCCAACGCCUAUUCCCAUUCUAGGCCAUACCUUGUUCACGCUCACCACCGUCAUCAAGAGCCCCUCCCGCCUCUUCACCCCUCUACUGCGCUGCGCUGUGCAUCGACGCAUCAAUCACGUCGCCCGUUCCCGUGGGAAAAUGGCACUUGGAUGGUGACAGACGCGCGUGGAACAUAUUCGUGCAGCUAACACCACACUACAUACAGUACACACUACCGGUACCUCUCAACACCCUGGUCAUCUCCAGGUAACGUAGACCGCCCAUACGUUGGGCCUGUUUCCCCACAUGUCCACGACCACGCUUUACCUUGCUCUCUCUCUCUCUCUCUCGCUCU
Molecule: messenger RNA, 376 nt
Organism: Colletotrichum navitas
Lineage: Eukaryota; Fungi; Ascomycota; Sordariomycetes; Glomerellales; Glomerellaceae
Exons: 1
Coding region: 24-230 (68 amino acids)
Source: RefSeq, a predicted model, not a curated record